Molecule: messenger RNA, 5928 nt
Organism: Xyrichtys novacula (pearly razorfish)
Lineage: Eukaryota; Metazoa; Chordata; Actinopteri; Labriformes; Labridae
Source: the annotation of a GenBank genome assembly
AUGGCCACCGCAGCCGAGGACCCACACCUGGGCUCAGGCCCCAAUGAGGAUGACCUGUCUCUGGCAGGAAGUGAUUCUGAUUCUGACAGCAUCCUGUCUGAUGAUUCGGUGCUUCCUGACUACACACAGGACUUAACAAAUGGGCGUACAGCAACAACUCUGUAUCAAGCAUGCGCCCGGAAUGAAAUCGCCUCUCUGCGGAAAAUUAUGGAGAGAGGAGUCACAAAGGAGGAGGUUAUGGAACUGGAUAUCAAUAGCUGUGUGAGGGUCUCAUUCAUGUUUGUGCUGAUUUUAAGCACAACAAAAUGUUCUGUUUUUGAGCAACAAAAAAAUAAGCAACAGAAGAAGCCUGUUAAAUUUGUAAAAAAAAAAAAAAAAAAAACACUCACACUGAUCUAUACUGUUACCUUUCACCCACAGAAUGGACUCAUGGUGGCUUGCUGCAAAGGUUAUCUGGAUAUUGUGUAUGGGCUUCAUGGCUGUCCCCACUUAGAUAUAAAUCAUCAGGACAAUGAAGGCAACACUGCACUGAUGAUUGCAUCCCAGGCUGGUGAGUCACACCUAUACAACAAACAAAACAACAAAACAAAACAGUGAUCAAAUUUUAUAGUAAAGUACAACAGUAGAGAUGAUCGUUUAUGGCAUUUAGUAACUUGUGGAGACUAAAAUCCAUCAGAAUCUUACAAUAAAAAUCAUAUUUUAUACAAACAGACACAAAUAUCAUCUUCAACUUAGUCUUAUGAGCUGUUCAGUCCUGACUCUCACUUAUUUUUGACACAAUUUCUGAUCUAAUCACUACAUUUUGUGUUUUUUUUUUAAAAUUUCCCCAGGUCAUAUCAGCACAGUCAUGUAUCUGCUUAAUUACUAUCCUGGUAUAGACACUGAAAUCAGAGACUGUCGAGGUUUCACAGCUCUCAUCAAGGCUGCCAUGACGGGCCGUACCGACGUUGUGUCCACCCUGGUUAUGGCUGGUAUGUACACGAGCAAAGACUUGGUUAAUAGAAUUCCCGGUACAAUAAUCCCUGUUUUGUUUUUUUGUUUGUUUUUUUAGAGUUUACAGUUCCUUUGGACUGUUUUAAUUUAUAACUUCUGAACAAUAUUUUUUAUAAUGCAAAAAUACCACAUGGAAAAUUAUAUAUCAUACUCAACACCAAUAUAACACAAGUUGUCUACUGCUUAAAAGAAUAGUAAGUGAAGAAGCUAGGUGAUAUGAUGUAUUAAACUGGCAAAAUUACACCCAUAUCAAUUUAAGAAAUAAAGCUAAGGUGGCUUCAUACAUUUUUUUGAUUGAAAUUAAAAGUCCCAACUUUAAUCACACUAUUGCAUCUUCAUUCAACAGGGUGUAAACCCUCUGAAGUGUCAGUCAUGCAGAAGCCGCUGUACUAUGACAUUAAUAGGCCUUUUUUUUCCGAACCCUUGACCUUAGCUCAUUAACCAGGACUCUUUCAGCUCUACAUGAACAGUUACAGCCCUGGUGGUGAGAAUAGCUGAGCCUGUGGUUUAUCUAUCCAUAUUUGAAGACAGCUAACUUGGUUGGCAAGUGAAUGUGCGAGUGACGCCAGACCGGUUUAAGGGAUCACUCUGAGGACAUUAUCACAUCUUAAUACACUGUCCAGUAGCCUAAUCUCUGAUUUACGAGUCUUGGAGGCUGGGUGUAGAUUAGCAACAAGCAAGGCUAUUUGUAGACUGAAAAUGUUGGUCUUUAAUCUCUACAAGUUAUAGUUUGUUAUUUCACAGCAACAGUUCUUCAUGGAUAAUUUAAUUGAUGUGGUAGUCUGUAGGUAUGCCACACAUUGCACUGGUGACAUUUGAAACUAAUUUUGUUCUAAAACCUUAAUUGCUGCUCUCUCAGUAAUAGUAGAAAGAGCUGAGUGCACAAGGACUUACAGUUGUGAGUGAAAGUCAGGGCACCCCUUUUAAAAAAAGCAUAGUUUAUUUAUUAAAAAAUUAACUUGAUAUUUAUAGUCUCUCUGGUAAAUGGGAAAAAAAGACAAUAUUAUCAGAAAUCAUUAAUGCACAGUUACUUUUUAUUUUAUAAAAAGUACAAAAUUACAAAAAUAAAAAUCAUCUUUUUGGCAUGUGCAAAUGUCAGGGCACCCUGAGAGCUUUAAAGUGUCUGGUCUUUAAAGAUUCUUUUUAGAAGCUCAGACUUUCACCAGCUCGUUAGUCGUGAAGCAGGUGUCAACAAUUCUCAUCAGGGAGCGCCAGCUGGUGCCAAUUUAAGGGGUUUCAACUCCACAAACCUCAUGCAUUCAUCCAGCAACCAUGGGUUCCUCUAAGAAGCUGUGUAAGACAGAAAAAAAUGAAAGUUAUUGAUGCCCACAAUGCAGGGGAGGGCUAUAAGAAGAUAGCAAAGCAUUUCCAGCUUGCAGUUUCCACAGUGCGAGGUAUAAUUAAGAGAUGGCAGGUGAGGGGAACUGUGGAAGACCAAGUAAAACCUCAGAGAGAACAGCUCGUUUGCUGGUCAGGAAAGUAAAUCAAAACCUACAAUUGACUUCAAAAGACCUGCAAGAAUAUUUCGCAGACGCAGGAGUGGUGGUGCACCCUUCCACUGUGUGGCGAUGUUUGAACAAACAAGACCUUAAUGGAAGAGUCUGCAGAAGAAAACCUUUCCUGCGUCCUCAUCAUAAAAUACAACGACAAAAAUAUGCAACAGAACAUCUAGAGAAGCCUGAUGGCUUCUGGAAACAAGUGUUGUGGACUGAUGACGUUAAAAUAGAACUCUUUGGCCACGAUAAGCAAAGGUAUGUUUGGAGAAAAAAGGAACAGCUUUUCAUGAAAAGAACACCUUGCUAACUGUGGAAUAUGGGGGUGGAUCCAUCAUGCUUUGAGGUUGUGUUGCAGCCAGUGGGACAGGAAACAUUGCUCGAGAGGAGGGAAGCAUGGAUUCCUUUAAAUACCAGCAAAUUCUGGAGGCAAAUAUCACAGUAUCUGUAAAAAAGCUGAAGCUGAAAAGUGGAUGGUUUCUACAGCAGGAUAAUGAUCCUAAACAUACCUCUAAACCCACCAUGGACUACCUCAAGAAACGCAAGCUGAAGGUUUUGGAAUGGCCUUCACAGUCUCCAGACUUAAACAUCAUUGAAAAUCUGUGGGUUGUUCUUAAAAGAGCUUUGCAUGCAAGACGACCCAAGAAUAUUGCAGAACUGGAAGCCUUUUGCAAGGAAGAAUGGAGGAAAAUCCCAAAGUAUGGAAUCCAGAGACUUGUAGUUGGCUAUAAAAAGCAUUUACAAGCUGUGAUAUCUGCCAGAGGAGGUCUCACUAAGUACUGAAGGUACUGAUGCUGAAGGGUGUCCUGACAUUUGCACAAGCCAAAAAGAUGAUUUUUAUUUUUGAAAUGUUGUACUUUUUAUAAAAUGAAAAGUAACUGUGCAUUAAUGAUUUCUGAAAAUAUUGUCUUUUUUCCUACUUACCAGAGAGACUAUAAAUAUCAAGGUUAAUUUUUUUAAUAAAUAAACUAUGUUUUUUUUUCAAAGGGGUGCCCUGACUUUCACUCACAACUGUAUGUUGGGGACUGUGUCACAUUUAGGUCUCCAAGACCAAAUUUGAAGUUGAGCUGGUAGCCAGAGAGGUGGCAGUUCACUUCCUAUAGCCACAGCCCCUCAGCAAAGCACUAUUCCCCUUACUGCUUGGGUCACUUCUCUAUGUGCAGAGCCUAUCACUCUGCAUCUGUCCAUUAGAGCAUGUUUGUUGGGUUGUGUUUCAGCAUGUAUUAAUGUAUUUGAGCGCUGAGAGUCUGCGUUUUAUCGUUAAUCAUACUGCUCUUGAAGCGAUUCAGUGAUGCAGCGAUAUCAGAGCAGUCCCUGAUUAGUGAAUUGGUAUCAGCUGUGGGCGUGGUCUGAGACUCGUAGGUUGCCACAGCAACUUGAGCUGGUUGCCCAUGAUGUUAGAGGCACCGCAGGCUGAGGCAGUCACUGGUCUCAAAUAGCAGACCGUGGCCAUUGUAAGGACUUCCUGAACGCUUUGACAUGACAUUGGUGUUUCUACAGUAAAAGUUUGGACAUACUCCCAGAUUAAAAACAGGAGUCCUCUCUGCUUCUCUAAGACAAUCUUUGUAAUGGUGUCAAUGAAGAGCAGAGAGAGCCAUUGCUGCACUUAUAAGCUCAGUGUUUAAAUUCUGUAACUGUCCCCACACACCAAGCACGAGUAAAAUAAUUCGUGCAAUAAAUUACAUGUUAAGUCAAUGUAAAGACGCGAUUAGUACUUAGUACUACUACUCUGGUGGCGUGAAUGAUGUGAAUUGGGUGGAACCUGAUAUGUCUCAACUCGAGCGGAUAUUCAUGUCCCAAAUCAGCACGAAGAUUGCUGGGUGACCAAUAAAAAUGGACGGUUUUUACUGGUAUCUAAAAUGGAGGACAAACUGAUUGUGUCAGAGUGUGGGUGUCCCGAAUUAUAUAUCUAUAUCUUAUUAUAUUUCUUUCAAUUAAAAGGAGCUCGCCUGGAUGAAAACAUCGUUAGAGACAGAACAAGUGUGUCUACAACUGUGAAAAAAAACAUGCGUGUAGUGUGUAAUUUGUGGCUGGAAGAAGCAUGGAAAGAGAAAAGUUUGAGACAAUUUCAUGCGACUUCUCUCACUCUAGCCAAUGAUGUCACCCACUCUGGCAUGAAGAUCCCAUGCAAAAUUAUUAUAACCCAUUAUAAUCUCAAAAUUUUCCAAAAUAUGAUCAUGGUCAUUAAACAGUGAGUGAUCAAAAACUACAAUUUGAAAAACUCCUGCUUGCUCUGUUUUUUCUUGUCCUGUUGACUUUAAAGCAGAAUUUUUCUGUUGUUUUUGGAGAAGUUAAGAAUUAAAAAUUCAUAUACAACGGACAAAAGUAUUAGCACACUGAUCCCGAUCAAACCGCAUCUUUUGAUAUAUAAUUUGUCGUACAACUGUUCAAGCCAUAGGACAAGUUCUGAAUUGAAAUUUGCCCGCAACAGGAAUAAGAAAAAAAAUCCACAGUAUAGCAAUAGUGUCUCGGGGCAAAGAGCACUGGCCCCUAUACCUUUAUAUAGGGGCCACUGCCUUGGUGCGUUUGCCCUGUGGCCCUAACUAUAAAAUCACAGUCUCAUACUCCUCCUCUCCCAUCUUUCUUUCCAGGGGCUGAUAUACAUGCAGUAGACCCCACAAAAGGAAAAUGUCCUCGGGAGUGGGCAUUGAAAACUGGCCGCUAUGAGACUCUGAUUCGUCUCCGCCGCCUUAACAUGCGGCCAAAAGCUGAGCAGUUCUGUGAAAAUUACAUCCCUGAGUGGCCUGAGCUCAAGGAGAGGGUAGCCAAGGCUACAGCAGAGAAAACUACCAGGGAAAAAAUUACCCAGCGGAUCAAAAACACAUUUGGAUUCAGAUUUCCUCGUGACCCUGAGGACAAUGGGUGCCUGGACCACUUUGUACGCAUCACCACUAGUAUCCACAGUCCACUGAUUUCAACUGGAUGCCGUCCACUGUGCCCUACCAGCCCUCCAGAGGUAGGAAAGAGGCGCUUGGCUGUCCCUGAGCUUGUGAAGAAACACCCAGAAAAGGAGUUAGAGGAGAGCUCAGUUUGCCACAGCAAUGGCUCAGUUUCACACAUCAUGCCCACAAUCCAGUCUGCUGAGUCCAUCCCUGCAACAUGCUGCAAUAGUGACCGGCGUGGCAGUAUCCUCUCUCUGGCUUCCAGCAAAGUUGCUUCUACAUUUAUUCCCCGUAGCAUGGCAAGACGAAACAGUGUAUUUCCAUCUGGCUGCAUUCCUCAGAUCAACAUCAAUAGGCCUACAGAAGCAACGCCAAAGAAAGAGAAGAAGAAGAGGAGAAUGGAUAAGGGCUUCCUGGAACCACCAAAGUGGAAGUACAAGGAGGCGAAGGAUGAGAAAAAGAAGGAGAAGCUGAAGGCUGAGCAAGAAAAGGCAGAGAAGGAGAAAAGGGAGAAAAAGGAGAGAAAAGAGAAGAAGAAGGCCAAAAAAUCGUCAAAUUAA